Hirsutella rhossiliensis is the source of this 300-nucleotide messenger RNA. RefSeq lists its product as uncharacterized. NCBI's taxonomy places the organism in Eukaryota, Fungi, Ascomycota, Sordariomycetes, Hypocreales, Ophiocordycipitaceae. The record is from RefSeq and is a predicted model, not a curated record. Bases 1 to 300 code for a protein of 99 amino acids. The transcript has a single exon.
AUGGAUGCAAACAUCUUCAAGCAGCAAUACGCUGACAUGGUCCGGCAAUAUCUCCAAGACAUCUCGUUCCAGAUCCUGCCCGUGACGACAUACGAUCAGCUCAUUGAAAAGGCCGUCGUCCAUUUCUUCCAGACGCGGGGCUCUGAUCCUACCUCGAUCGACCACAUGAAGCCCAUUAUUGAAGCCGCGGCUUGGAUCUCAACGAGCACAUACCGCUUUGUUCCGACCAACGUAAGGGAGACAAUUGCCGUCUUAGACGACUACUUCCGCGAGCAAGCCCAUGAUGCUCGUCAUGGGUGA